Messenger RNA from Aricia agestis (brown argus), 2107 nucleotides. RefSeq lists its product as uncharacterized. Lineage: Eukaryota; Metazoa; Arthropoda; Insecta; Lepidoptera; Lycaenidae. The transcript is spliced from 4 exons. The record is from RefSeq and is a predicted model, not a curated record. The coding region runs from base 136 to 2070 and encodes 644 amino acids.
UGUUUAAGUGUUUACUUAUAACUUGGUUAUAUUAAACUAUAUCCCUUGCUUAAGUAAAUGUUAAAAUAUAAUCGCUAUAAUCUCAAUUACUCAUUGAAAUAUUAUAUACUGCUAUAUAAGUAUAUGAAUUGAAAGAUGGCUUCAAAGAAAGCGGGAAAGAAAAGAAAGGCGCAUGAUAUCACUGAACUCAAAGCGGAUUCGAUAGACAACACCGCUCCAGUGCAUAAGAUAUUAGACGACGUGCAACAGAGGAAUCCAAAGGCGUAUCAAUUCUACUAUCAAAAUCUACGGCAGCGUCGCACAAAUAAACAAUACUUACUGAGUUUCCACAACGUUGUUCCCGGAUACCCUCUCAAUGCUUUCGGCGAAGAUUGGAAUGGUCAACUUAACUUUGAUUAUUUUGAAAGAUUUCCCUACAAAAGCUACCCGCCAAAAUACAUUACGAGCUUACGGCACAUCGAUAAAUGUGAUCCCGUUACGAAAUACAUGAAAGAGAAGCUAGACUGGAAAACUAUGUACAAGACACUGAAAAUUACGGCUAGUAAAUACAAUGUGAUUGAAAAGUUUGAAGACUUGAAUGGGGAAGUAGUUAGAUGUCCAAAGCUGUUGGUGGAUAUGGCAGCACAUUUUGAAAGCCGACCUGAUCCAUACUUUGAUAGCACAUACAACUGGUACUACGCUGGUAAUGGAAACUUGCAACUGGUGUGCUUAGAUUGGAUUGACUACCUACUUUAUAGUGAAUUGAACUGUGUUUAUUUGUCCCAAUUUAACAAGGAUGAAGUAUUCAUAAAAUCAGACUCAACAGCUACAUUUCAGUGUGAUGAUGAUGAACAUAUUUUGGAAACUAUUUCAUCUAAUAACAUAGUUGUGCUAAGAACUAGAAACAAAGUUUAUAUUCUAAAACUUGUUGCUAAUGGUGAAGAAUUUCAGUUUGAGAAAAUGAAAAUUAUACAGUCCGAACUACCUUAUACGAGUGUUAAUUUUGAUGAUCAUCACAAGAAUAUUUUGUAUGUAACCACAUUAGAUUACAAACUCGCUAUCGUAAAUCUCGAUAGGAUGAAAGCCCGGAGUGUACAGUUAAGUGCUAAACUGACUUCCCUAUUCAAUAAUUGGAACUCUGUGAUGGGAGCUGGAAGAGGAAUGUACACUCAUGUGACAAAAAAAUCGAUUGCAAUAUACGACAAAAGAGCUAAUAAUUGUGUCGGCGUUUAUAAAGAGUUAAAACAUGUUAUGGACGAGAUAACAUGCAAUGAGAUAAGCGUAGCGAGGCAUUUUGAAGGCUCACACUAUUUGUAUUUUGCAACCGAUCACCAUCUAUUCAAGAUGGAUCUGAGAUAUCAACAGAAUGGUAAAAUGAAAGUUGUGCAACGAUGGACGCACGGUAUGGAGGUUGUCCCUACUUACAUGUCGUACUGUAACUUUGAAUACAUCAAAGAUUUGAUCUGUCUCGGGAGCCAAUGGUGUGAGGAUAUGUGUCUCAUACCAAACUACAACGAUAGAGCUCUAAAUGAUACUGAAACGGGUGGAAUGACUAUACCGUAUCGCCCUCCGAGUAUACUCGACGCUUUCAAUGAAGCGAGAGAGAAGAUGCUCUGCUGUGAUCUUUACAAUCCAAUCGAUCUGAGGCUCCGCACAGCUAUAACUGGUACUCUGCCUAUGGAGCAAGGAGAGAAGUAUAACAUUCUCCUCCUAAACUCACUCGGAGAUAUAUCGUGUCAUACAAUAUUUCCCGAGCAUUUGGACACAUUUUUAGAGAAUGACGCCGCUCAAUGUCUCGACGAGUGGGCGCAGAGUUACAGAACCGAGACAAAAGAAUUUGAAGUAUCAUCCAUUGAGAAUAUUGCCAAUGUUUUGUCAAAACUGAGAAAAAUGCCGCCAGAUUAUAAAAUAGAAGGUGGCUGGUCGAGAAAAGAUACAAAGUUUAGCGAGAAAGAGAUAACAGAGAUUUUUGAGAAUGAAGAAAUAGAUUGUGGGCUGCAGGAGGUUUGGACUAAGAGUGCAGAUCAGACUGUUGAUCAGUCUUCUUUUGCACUUAAUCUAUUUUACUCUGAUGACGAAAAUGAAACGUGAAUUUGUAAGCAAUUGUGAUAUUUAACUAGAAAUAAAU